AUGUUGCCGAUCGCUUCAUACGAGAGCAGCAGCGAUUCUGAGAGCGAGGAUGACGUCCAUGGAUCACGAUCAACUGCUAUGCCCACCCUACCGAGCUUCUUGUCCUCAACGAGUAGCCCACGUGAUGAUCCAAUCGAGCAUCGAGGACGAGUAAGGAAGCAGCCACAUAUGGAAAACAGUUGGGCGACCUAUGUCUACUUGGAAGUGCCAGUGAAUGACGAGAUCCAACGAAUCAUUGACCAUAUCACCCACUACGACAAUGUCCAUCCUAUCAUUGACGAGGAAGAAAAAAGGCUGCAUAUCAGCUUAAGCCGCUGUAUCUAUCUCAAGCAUCAUCAAUUGGAGCCUUUUGUGCAAUCAAUACGAGACCACGUGAAUAGCCCAAACAUGACAUUAGCAUUUGCCCUGAUUUCAAUUCUGACCAAUGAUGAGAGGACAAGAUCAUUUAUCACAGCCGAAGUGGGAGCAGGUUAUGAUAAGCUCAUUGACAUCCUCGGAUAUGUGGACUCGGUCAUGAACAUCUUCCGGCAACCCGUAUUCUACAAGCCCCCACGUUUCCAUGCAAGUAUUGCUUGGGCACUAAAACCUGAGCCAUUGGAAAAAGCGAUCGGAACAAUCCCGGAAGAUUUUGUAGAUGAUUUAACCGAGAUUACGUUUACAAUAGCGAGCAUGGUUGUAAAAAUGGGCAAUCGCAUUGUUCGAAUUCCACUCAACAAAGAUGUUUGA
Lichtheimia ornata is the source of this 726-nucleotide messenger RNA. RefSeq lists its product as uncharacterized. Gene Ontology annotation, molecular function: 3'-5'-RNA exonuclease activity. Gene Ontology annotation, cellular component: nucleus. Lineage: Eukaryota; Fungi; Mucoromycota; Mucoromycetes; Mucorales; Lichtheimiaceae. Gene Ontology annotation, biological process: U6 snRNA 3'-end processing. The record is from RefSeq and is a predicted model, not a curated record. The coding region runs from base 1 to 726 and encodes 241 amino acids. The transcript has 7 exons.